GUUAUUAUGACUUCGAAACAAAAGAUAUCUGUUGGUUGGUUGGCUGACUGAAUGACUGGAUGGUUGGUUGGUUGGUGAGCGCGUAAAAAUGCUCUUUGUAUAUUGACAGUUUACAUACGUGCAUUUGUAGAUGUAGCAGUAGUUGUUGUAGUAGUCGUAGUGUUGCAUUAGUUCAGUUGCUUGCAAUUUUUCUUGGGCCUACGAUGUCGUCUAUGAGUUUCCUCUGUCGCAAUAUUUUCCUGUUGGCGCGUUCAAAACAUCUCACUAGGAACGUUGGGUGAGCAGUACACCAACAAUACCAUCAUCAUCCUCACCACUAGCACCACCUCAGCAGCACCUCCAUCAGCUCAACGCGAAGUUCAAUACUUUCGCUAUACAGGCUUUACUUUGUAUUUGGCAGUGCCAUGGCAAGUUGUUAUACGUAAGGAAGUAGUUUUCUAAUUCUUGUUGGUUGAUUUUAGAUUUAGACGCCUAUUGUAACGUCGUAAACGACGCAUUCGCGUCAAAUUCAAAUCGCACAUUCACAAUCACAACGACAUCACCAACAUCUACACCAUCAACUACAGCAAUAUUUAGCCGAAAAAAACAUUAGAAAACUUUUGCUGUUGCCGCCUCGAAAAAGUUAUUGUUUGUGGAAUUUUCAAACUUACACAUGGUCUUAGAGUGCCUCCAUUUAAGAGUGGUGAGAGUGUUCAUGUGUGUGUUUGUGUGUAUCUUUGUGUGCAAAAAAACAAAAAGAAACCAACAAUUCAAGAGCAGUAAAAGUAGCAGAAGAAUUUCGAGUAGUUGUACGUACUACUACGUGUAUUUGUGUGCGUGUGUGUGUGUCGAUGUCGUAGUUAUAGAAGUAUCGAAAACUAAACUAAAACUGCUUAGCAAAGUGCGCCUUCUCGAUGUCGGUCUCGUCGUCGUUUGAGUCAUCACCAACCAUCAUCAUAUUGCAUGGUGCCUUCAUUUGUUGCUGUUGAUGUUGUUGUCGUUGUUGUUUUCGUUUUCUUUUCUGUUUGUUGUAUGUGCUUCAGUUUUUCCCCAUACAAUACAUACAACAAUUUUUAAGUUUGUUUUGAGUUUUCCGUAUUAAAAUGUGCGAAACAAUUUCAGUCUAAAUCAGACGGUCGUGCUGAGAAGACUUUUACGUUAACACAGACAAUUUAUACGAAACAUUCGAGAUUGUGUUUUUGUUUUCCCAGAAUCAUUUUUUCCAUUUGGCUCUGUUUGGCCUGUUGUUUGUUGUCGUAUGUUUUCGCAAUGUUCUUGCCACACUUUAACUGUUUUAUGGCUGCUACUGCUAUUGUUGUUGUUGUCGUUGUUGCUUUUAUCAUUGCACACUAGUAUAAGAUUUUAAUUAUUAGUGAGCGUGAAUAUAUCUGAGUGCGUAUGUGUGUGAGUGAGUUUGUGUGUAUGUUAUUCACAGUGAAAUAAUAGUCGUUGAAAGGGAGAUUAGUAUCGGGUACUCGACUGAAUACUAUUGCAACAACUACCACUUCUGGUACUGAUACUUCUACUAACACUAAUACGCAGCUCUAGUGCUCGUGCUCACUUAUACACCUACAAAUAUCAACAAAAUAUCGAUUCGUUGAUCUACGUACCAGCCAUAUGCCACAUCAAUACACUAACAUUAAUAGCAACUACAACAAUAACAGCGUAAUGAAUUUAAAAAAUAAACAAUGUUGCGACUUGUAAAACAUUAGCAGCAGCUCUAACGGCAGAAUUGUUUAAAAUAAAGAGCGCAAAUUUGCGUGUUCAUUAACAUCGUUUCGCUAAUUUUUUCGACAAAUUCGCGCGUGUUACAAAAAAACAGACAAUUCUCUACUUCCGGUUGCAAAGUAAUGAGCACAACGAAGAUGCUAGUGUGCGUAUAAACUGAAUUAUUAAAAAAAAAAACAUAAGAACACAAAAAACAAACACGUUAUCGUUUAUGAUGUAGUUCGCGAUAAAUCCCGACUGGGGAUGAGUUAAACAAAAAAGAUAAAAAAGUAUAAAAAACGUAAAUUAUUGCUACAUUACAAUUACAAUAGUCAAUAACUGUGUUAAUACAUAGUAAUGGAUACAAAUAGUCCUCCACCACGUGCUGUCAGCAGUCAAGCGCCAGCCGCCACCACAGGAGUUAGGGAAGUUGACUCACCGUUUAGGGAAACACAGGAAACAAAGCAAAAUUCACCCCGACCUCCUUCAAGACCCUCUUCUGUAUUGCCUCACUUACUGGCUUCUUUUGUUUCCAGUCCCACAGCAUCCUGUAGUAAAAAACCAAGUCCCGACAGAAGGGAUGAAAGCCAAGGAGGAAAACGCAGUCCUACAAAUGAUACUUCUUUGAAAUCACCCACAGCACUCUCCGAUACAAGUCCCUCUACUCCUAUUUGUGGUAUGCCACCUUUCUCACCUCAAUCAGAUAGAUCAUCUUGUGGCUCCACGUCUGCCACAGCGCCCCAACAGUUUUGUCUACGUUGGAACAAUUACCAAAGCAACCUUACCAGUGUCUUUGAUCAGUUGCUACAGAAUGAGGCAUUUGUGGAUGUAACUUUAGCUUGUGAUGGACGUUCCAUUAAAGCUCACAAAAUGGUUUUAUCAGCCUGUUCGCCCUACUUUCAAACACUGUUCUCCACCACACCCUGCACACAUCCAAUAGUCAUAAUGCGUGAUGUCAACUGGUUCGAGCUUAAAUCUAUUGUAGACUUUAUGUACAAAGGUGAAAUAAAUGUGAGUCAAGAGCAAAUUGGUCCUCUACUAAGAAUAGCCGAAAUGCUGAAAGUAAGAGGUUUGGCCGAUGUCAGUAAUAUCGGAGGAUCGUCGGCUCAUAUAAGUGCACGUGCUCAGGAACCACCCAACGAAAAGGAAUUGUAUUCUACACAAACAAUAAUGGACUCACCGAAAAGACAUGACAUGAUCACUUCUCCCUCAACGAAAAGACCUCCGAGCCAAAGCCAGGAUUCUGAUAAUGAAAGAUCCGAAAACAAUAGAGAUAUUUCUUCGUUGGUCGAAACAGAGAAGAAAAGUCGUUUGGAACCCGCCGAUUGGGAUAUAACGGGUUCUGUAAAAACUACUGAGAGUAGUAAUUUAGAAUUAAGAUUAUCGCCCUUGCAACAUCAACAUUUACUGGGUAGAAAUGUUCGAAAACGUAGAUGGCCGUCCGCUGAUGCAAUAUUCAAUCCGCCCGAAAGUCCACUAAGUAGUUUAAUAGCCGCUGAGAGAGCCGAACUGGAAAGGGAACGUGAGAGAACGCGUGAACGAGAAAAAUCUAGAGAAGUUACUCUCUUUACACCACCCAUACCUGUUACUUCUUGUUCUUCCGCUGCCACUUCCAGUCUUAACAGCGGCGGCAUGAGUACAAAUGUAUUGGACACCAGCGUUUUAAUGGAUAUAACGUCUCCUUCGCCCACACCCACACCAAAUUUACUUCCACCGGCAAGGACUCCUUCGGGCAUGCUGACGCCUUCACCUCAUUUACAGAUCUCACAACAUCAACAUCAUUCUCAUCAGUCACUUCAAUCUCAUCGCUCAUCACCUGCCUCGUCUGUUACUUCAACACACCCGUCCAGCAUUUUAAGUAGACCUUUAACGCCCUCUCCCGCCAGUGUGGGACACGCUGGGCCUAGCAGUAGCCGUUUGGGAGAAGGUGGUCAAAUGGCUGGCGACUCUCAUCGUUUUCCACUUGGUCCAGCACAAGCUGCAGCCAUGGCAGCAGCAGCUGCUCAAAUGGAUUUAGGCGGUACAUCAUCUUUGGGUAUGAGGCCACAUUCCUCCUCAACAGGUCCUCCUAUGUCAGCAGGACCUGGACAUCAUACUUCUUCAUUAGUAGAUGAUUUAGAAAUAAAACCAGGAAUAGCAGAAAUGAUACGAGAAGAAGAAAGGGCGAAAAUGUUGGAAAACUCGCAUGCAUGGAUGGGAGCUUCGGGUUCCUCAAUAGCAGCAGACAGUUAUCAAUAUCAACUGCAGUCUAUGUGGCAAAAAUGUUGGAACACCAAUCAAAGUUUAAUGCAUCAUUUGCGAUUUCGUGAACGAGGUCCCUUAAAAUCGUGGCGUCCCGAAACGAUGGCAGAAGCAAUUUUUAGUGUACUAAAGGAAGGUUUAUCACUUUCACAGGCAGCACGAAAGUACGAUAUACCUUAUCCCACAUUUGUUCUCUAUGCCAAUCGAGUGCACAACAUGUUGGGUCCUUCGAUUGAUGGAGGCCCCGAUUUGAGACCGAAAGGCAGAGGACGGCCACAACGCAUACUGCUGGGCAUCUGGCCAGAUGAACAUAUUAAAGGUGUCAUAAAAACCGUUGUCUUCCGAGAUGCCAAAGAUCUGAAGGAGGAAGGUCUGGCGCACUUGCCCUAUGGACGGCAUUCGCCUGUUUUUCCAUUUCAGGAAGGACCAUUGAGUUAUCCUGGUGUAGGUGGUCAAUGUCCAAAUGGAAUGCCGGGGGCCACUGGUGACCAAAUGUCACAAGAGGCAACAGCUGCAGCUGUGGCGGCGGUAGCUCAUAAUAUACGUCAGCAAAUGCAAAUGGCGGCGGCGGCUCAACAGCAACAGCAGAUGGGCGAAAGUCAUGGUGGUCCAAAUCUAUUUAAUCUUCCGCCUCAUAUGGCUAGUGGUGGACCUAUGUCUGGACCACCUGGUUCAGGGGGUGUACCUCUUCCUAAAGCCAGCAUUUCACCGGCUUUAAGCUCCUCAUCGAAUACCGCUAGUAUGAGCGCAAUGAUGGGGCCAAGACAUGUUCCUUCACCUUGUGGACCCAAUUUACCGGGCAUGCCACAACUGCCGCCUGGUAUGGCGGUAGCUUUGCAUAUGGCCGGCAGUGGUCCUGGUGGUCGAUGUGAUCCCACUUCCGUGUUAAGUCAACAGCAACAACAUCAACUCCAACAUUUGCACUUACAACAGCAGCACGCUCUUCACCAGCAGCAACAAAAGCAUCAACAACAACAUCAAAUGGCAUUUGGUCCACACGGCACAUCCUUGAGUCAUACAUCUGUUGGCGGCACUCCCUCACACACGGUCGUUCAUCCCUCACUACAAAAAUCAACGACGGCAACCUCAACAAAACCACACUCUUCCACUUCAUCGCCGUCCAGACGUAACAGUCCUCACAGUCUGACACCCUUACAUUCCCCCCUCACGGAACUUGGUCUAGAAAUGAGUUUUAAACCAAGCCGAUCAUUUUCACCCUCCCGUCUAUUUUCCGAUGAUAUAUCCGAUAUUGUAGGUGUUGCGGCCUCGCCAUUACGCUCUCCCUCAACGUCAACACAUCCGUCAUCCUCUCUAGCAGCAGUUACGACAGCAACGAUAACUACCACUAGCAGUAUUAAUACAGCCACCGUCAGAGAAUCUUCCUCAGAGCCAUCAGGGUCCGCCGCUACAUCACAAACAACAACGGCGACAUCAGCCGGAGCUAUUGACAGUACAGCAUCCGCAUCAAGUAACAUAAGUUCCACGGGGAUUAAACUCGAACCUAUUACGACAAGUAACGAUUAAGGAGAUAGAAAUAGAUGAUAUAAUACAUACAUACAUAUACAUAUUUAUGUAUUUAUAAAUACUUUUACUUAUGUAUAUUUUUUAACAACAAAUCAAGAAACAGCAACAAAUAUAAACUAUCAUCCAGUUCCAGUAUUUAAGUAUUUUAUACAUAACAAUUGUCCAAUUCACAAUGUGGAAACAAAGUAUGUAUGUAUGUUAAAAUGUUUCGAAGAUUUCCCUCUCUUAUUCCAAAAACCCUAAAUUUUAUCAAAUAUUUUAUAAUAACUAUAAAGCCGAAAAAUCAAAUUUCCGGCGAAAAGCUGAAAUAUUAGUUCAGUUCUGGUGCAGCUAAAUUCUGUUUUAGCUAAAUUCUAGUUUUAAUUCAGUUCUAGUUCAGUUCU
Lucilia cuprina (Australian sheep blowfly) is the source of this 5834-nucleotide messenger RNA. It is a transcript of the gene bab1, whose product is annotated as protein bric-a-brac 1. Gene Ontology annotation, biological process: regulation of transcription by RNA polymerase II. NCBI's taxonomy places the organism in Eukaryota, Metazoa, Arthropoda, Insecta, Diptera, Calliphoridae. The record is from RefSeq and is a predicted model, not a curated record. The transcript is spliced from 5 exons. Gene Ontology annotation, cellular component: nucleus. Gene Ontology annotation, molecular function: DNA binding; protein binding. The coding region runs from base 2044 to 5451 and encodes 1135 amino acids.